AGAUCAAACACGCAGAGAUGAUGUACCUGAGAAAUACCUACGGCGUUCUGAACCCUUGAUGCCCCCUUUUGGUAAGUUCAUCUUCGGAAUAACAGACACCACACUUUCUUCUUUCUCGGUUUAGGACUUUGAGUACCUUCUAAAGCUCCUGCCUCCAAAUAGGUCGUCCUCUCAUCGUACGUUGGAGGUGGUAUCAAUAUCGCGGCAAGUUCACAGAACUCAUAAAAAUAAGAAGGCACGAGAGAAAUAUAUCCACCGCGUCAAAACAAGACAAAAAAUGUCUCCCCCCUGCACACCGAAGACUCGGUGGAGUGGGAGCCGACGUCGCGUGUCGUGCAGUACUUCUCACGCUCGUCUUUUACAACUCCUGUCACCGCCCGCGCUAGCGUUCUUUCACCUCCUGACUUCGUCAACACGACCUUUGGUACUACAAGAAUUCGGACCAGUUGUAAUAAACGGCUUGGAGUUGUUGACCACGGGGCACAAAAAGCAGAAGGCGCGGCGUGUGACGAUGAAAGGCGGAAACGAGGACUCGUGGUCUUCGGGAAGAAGUAUUAAAACUGAGCCGGGUUGGAGUGGUCCUCGUCCGGCUGCACGUGGAAGCAGUGAAGGCAGCAAUAAACGGGCGGCGUACUACCGGAGCGCGCUCUUCGAACUCUUCGCGGCCAAGAAACAACGGAAAUCGUUGAAAAUCGGGAAAGAAAAUGAGAACCUCGAGAAGUUACACCACAAAGAAGGAGCGCCAGAGAGCUGCGGCGAGAAGAACCCGAAACGAGUGCGGGGAAUUUGUUUGAAAGAUGCCAUUAUGCAUUGCAAAUACGUUGCCUGGAUUGUGCUUUCGAAGGUUGCAAAUUGGCAUGCAAAAUCGCGAUCACCAAAAAAUCUCCGUGUUGCAUGAACGCCACAGGCUAAUUCCAUUUUUUAGUAGGGAAACGGCAGACCACGACUUCUAAUGCGGGAUGAACAUAGGUACGAGGAAGGUCUCUCAAAAACAGUGAUGCUUGUUCUGUGUGCAUUAUCAAGACUAUUUGCGUCGACGUGGUCUGCGUCUGCGACAUGCAUGUUGACAAGUCUUGCAUUCUUCCAGGCAUGAUCCAGGGAUAUUUGCAUUUGAUAGCCGUCAACGACCCAACUGCAUUUGGUGCAACACCGGCUUCCGAGAAGGAGAAAAAUGCAUUCAUAUCGCGCGGAAAAAUGCCCCCUUCCCAUAUUGAAAAGUUAUGUUUCCAAAAAUUUGCGUUGCUGAUUUGUGGCCACAAAUCAAAUUUGCCUUGCAAAUAGAGAAGGGCAGAGGCGUCCGUCCCAUUAUGGUAGCGAUUUGUCAUGCUUUUGGGCGGCCUAGAGGGCGGCAGCCUGCAAAGCUAAACAACUAAGGAUACAUACGCUGAGGAUCUGGCCGCAGUGCCUUACUGCAAGACGUCAUGGCGUAAGUAUUUGCGUACGCAGUAAAUCCAGUACCAGAAACUUCGUUUUGCCAUGGGGACUAGGGGGGAUCAUGUUUCCUAUCAAAUGUAAAAAUGUCUGGGUCUGGAAGCGUGCAUGUUUGUCAUGCUUGUCUGGCAUGACUCUCGAAUCUGUCAUGCACGUUACCCAAGAGCGCCAUUUUUCUGUCAUGCAGGAACGCAGCUUGUCAUGCAGAAUAGGCAACACCUAGAAGCUCAGAAACUUGUCAUGCUGAGCGAGCACUUGUGGCCUGUUCAUGAUACGCCACCCAGCAUCACAAGUUUCCAGACCCAGACAUUUUUGCAUUUGGUAUUUCCUUUUGAUAGUUGAUUGCCCGUCACCUCACGAGCAGCGGAACAUCUUAUUACAAUGAAAAAUGCCCCCACCCCCGAACUCGAAAGCAUUUGCAUUGCAAAUCUUUCCAAAUGAAACAUUCGCCCUCUUGCGUGUAUCAGCAUCACAGAUUUCCGAUCGUGAAUAGCAAAAAUUUGUAUUGCAAAAGAUCCCAGCAAGAGCGGUGCUUGUCAUGCAAGCGAUGCGAAACACGACUAGAAUCUGCAUCAGAAAGAUUCGUACUCCUUUCAUGCAUGACAAAAAGCUUUCAUUUGGAAACUUCGCAUCACAAAUUCUUGCAAUUUCAGGGGUGGGGGGCAUUUUUCACUGUGAUACAUCUUGGGAGGACCCUUUGUGCGUGGGGAAACAGACCAACUUGCUGGGAAGACACGUUGGGCACCAUAUCCUGAGCAAAAACGUUCCCACCCCAUAGUCGAGAUGGGAAGUCUGCUACACAAAUCGCCCAGCUUUGGCUGUUGCGCAUGACAGAUUCGGCCCCCCCGUGUAAUACUCCUGUUCAGCUUGUUCAGCAGCAUCACAGACCUAGCACAUUGUACUUAUCGGAGCACGAUGGCAAAUUCCGACACACGACUGGAAAAUGCUUCUCGUGGGGAUCUGCAUGAGGAACAUUUCCAGCGUGCAGAUUUGCAUUGCAACUAUGGGGUGGGGAUGUUUUUACUCAGGAUACACCAACCGGAUUCCCUCUGCGUCUUGUCGGGGUGGCGAGAGCACGCCCCUCGUAUCAAAUGCAAAUAUGUCUGGGUCGGGAAGAGUUUAAACUUGUCACGCAGGUUUUCCAUGACUCGUGAGGUCUGGAAUGCGGGACCUAGCAUGGCAGAGUCUGUGAGGUCUCUGCCAUGCCUAUCCUGCAGGAGAAACUCCCUCCAAACUUGGUCGAAAGUGGACAGCUUUUGGCACUCAUGCAACACAGAAUUCUGCAUGAUUCAGAUUUAGCAUGACAAGUUGCAAUCUUCCAGACCCAGACACUUUUGCAAUCCAUACCUCCGGGUUAUGUGCAACCCUUAAAACCUCUGGGGGAACCGACGGGGGACAGCCCGCCGCAAGANCCCAAGAGCUCCGCUUUUCUGUGAUGCAGAAGCGCAGUUUGUCAUGCAGAAUAGGCAACACCUAGGAGCUCAGAAACUUGUCAUGCUGAGCCAGCCUUUGUAGCCUCAUCAUGAGACGCCACCCAGCAUCACAAGCUUCCAGACCCAGACACUUUUGCAAUCCAUACCUCCGGGUUAUGUGCAACCCUUAAAACCUCUGGGGGAACCGACGGGGGACAGCCCGCCGCAAGAGUUUCGCUUCCGCCACGAAGACGAGGUAUCUAGUGCAAACAUGUGGUCUGCGCCUGGAAGAUGAAUGCGCGACUUGUCAUGCUCCGCGGUAGGAUGACUCUCAAGCCUGUCAUGCACGUCACCCAAUAGCCUCGCUUUUCUGUCAUGCAAAAACGCAGUUUCUCAUGCAGAAUAGACAACACGACCUAGCACCUCAGAAACUUGCCAUGCUGGAGCGUGAGUUGUGGCGUCGUGAAGGUUUUUCGCCAAACAGCGUCACAAGUUUCCAGACCCAGACACUUUUGCAAGGUAUACGAGGUUGGGGACGUCGACAAGAGUGCCCCGGUGGACCUCACCUGCAAGCUGUAUUCCUGGAGCUACCACUGGAACUACGUGAGGAAGGACGACGACGAGAAGGACGAGAACCAGAACGGAUGGGUCCCCAGCGGCGAGCGGUGCCGGGGCUACACGCUCAAGCUGAGAAACGAAGGGUUCGCAAACACGGUUUUUCUGCGGCGGCACUUGUAUACUGCGGGGUGGACGUGGCGUUUUCUGAAGACCGACCUCGGAUUCCGGGAAACCGACCGAGACGCCAAGUUUCAGCAAGAGUGCCGCUCGUUUGCCUAUAACACUGGGGACCCCGUGAAUGAUGACGGUGAGGAGGCAUACUUCGACGAAUAUGAUGUCGACAAGGGGCCCAAAAUGCUAUGCAUUGCAAAAGCGUCUGGGUCUCUGGAAAGAACUUGUGGUGCUAGUUUGCGAAUGGUGGGCAGAGGACGACACUGCAAAAAUACGCAGUCACGCAUGACAAGUUUUUGAAUUUUUAUGUGUUUCGCUUUCAGCUGCGUUCUUUUUGCAUGAUAAGUAGACAAGAGGACACUUCUUUCCUGCUCAGGCAAUAUCACAGGUUUAAGAGUCAUGUUAGACAUUAAGCAUGACAAGCUUGUUUCGUUCUAGUUCCAGAACACCAGACGUAUUUGCAUUUGAUGCUUGUUCUUUUCCGGGGGCAAAUGGGACGUGCUGGAGGUGGAGUGGAGACAGGCAAAGACAUACCAAGUGCAAAAGUGUCUGGGUCUGGAUGAUUCUGAGACUUGUCAUGCACGGUUUGCGUGAGCCAUGACGUCUGUGAUGCAUGCACUAGCAUCACAGAUUUUUUGAGGGAUGCUUGAUGCCUAUUCCGCAUGACAAAUGCCCUCGCCGUGUAGCAAAAAUUCGACUCAUUUUGCUGCUCAUGCAACACAAAUUUUUUUAGACAUCCAAAUGCAGCAUCACAAGUUGCAUUCUUCCAGACCCAGACAUGUUUACAUGUGAUAAGACAGUGAUCGGGCAGAUAUCAGGAUGAAAAGUGCCGUUUUAUCCCGGAACAAGUGGCGAAAUGUUCUGAUGCAUAUGAUUUUCAAAUGAAAGAACUAUUGUUUUGUAUUAAACAAGGACCGCUCCCGUUGUUGUUGCUCCUACUGAAGAUCAUCUACAGCGUUGUAGGCCUUGUAGCUGCCUUGUAAGCAGGAGCUCUUAAUACAUGAAAAUUUCUGCAGCUACUAACUAGGCCUUUUUCCAGCGGAAUGAAUCUCUGCUAUUCUGCUUGAAAAAAUAACGUUGCUGGAAUACUCUAGCUAUGGAAGAAGAUGGGCAGGAGUUCGAGGUCCUCCGUUCGGCAACUACUUCUGCAAAAACGCAAACAGGCUGGUCACUUAGACUUUAUUCCGGGGUUCUAGGGGCAAUUUUCAUUUCGAUAGUAGACCAUCAUUUCCGACGCAGUCAUGUCCGGGGGGGAAGUAUCCAGGAAAAAAACUGUGUAAGUGUAAGUUUCUUGGAGGAAUAGCAUCACAAGUUUGCUCUGCAUGACACAGAAAAUGAAAACCUGUCAUGCGUAGCUAGGACGUGAAAACACGCACGGAAAUUGCCUCUGAUGCUUGUCCAGCAUGACAAGUGUAACAGUUUUGCAUUUUCUGCAACACAAACUUACACUUACACAGUUUUUUUCUUGGAUAGGAAGUUUGGCUUCGCUCCUACACGUGCUCGGCCGCUCCCGCGGAAGAAAAAAUUUUGCGGAGUCCGAGCGGCAGGCGCCCGCUGAUUGCUGCCCCGGAUAGAAAUAACCGGGGCAGGAAGAUGAACAUCGGGGGCGAAGGCGCCCGCACGUCGUCGAGCGUGGAACAAAACGCAACGAACUCCACGAAGGAAGGCCAGGAGGAGAAGCCUUUUGUUUUUCGCUGCUGCUAAACGCAAGAUCGAUCGGUUCAGGAUAUAGGUACUUCUUGGACAAGUAGAACAUCGACAUAUUCUGCAUACUUUGGCUAUCCCCGUUUCGUACUGAAAGAAAUAUUCUUCAUACUAUUCCCGUUUCGUAGUAAAAGAGCUGUUUUUUGUAUCAUGAAACUUGACCUUUGCAUACACUAUCCAACAAUUUACAUUGCAUUAUCUUCCCCCAGGAGCUUUUUUCACGCGACGGUCGUGAAAAGAAAAAAAAUACGAAAGGCCACUUCAGUUGUAACUGCGCGACCGAACUACAUUAACAAGCUGAAAGAAGAAGAACCCGAGUCAGUAAUUGUGUCUUUUCUUGUUUGUUGUUUGUGGACAAAUCUUCUGCCGACAGGUCCGCUCAAGAGGUGGAUAAGAAAGAUCGGCAGCGGACUUCUAGAA
Messenger RNA from Amoebophrya sp. A120, 5696 nucleotides. NCBI's taxonomy places the organism in Eukaryota, Dinophyceae, Syndiniales, Amoebophryaceae. The record is from the annotation of a GenBank genome assembly.